AUGGAUAUCCUCAAAUCAAAUUUCAAAGAACUAUUACCAAGCAUUGAAGAAUCUAUUUUAAAUUGUGAUUUCGUGGCCAUAGACACUGAAUUAACUGGCUUAAGUGAACGUGUAGAACGGAUUAAAAGUUUUGAUGAUCCCGUUUCAAGGUACAAUAAAGUUCGAAUAGCAGCAACCAAGUUUCUUAUAAUUCAAUUUGGCUUAUGUACUUAUACAUACUCACACACUGAAGAUUGUUUUAUAGCAAAACCGUUUAACUUUUAUAUCUUUCCAGCAGAUUCUGAUAGGAAAGAUUAUCAUGACAUUUGUUUUAUGUGCAGUGGAUCAAGUUUACAUUUUUUAUCUAACUGUGGAUUUGAUUUUAAUAAAUUGAUUUCUUAUGGAAUACCUUUCUUAAAUUAUACGGAUGAAGAAAAACUUUUGCAAAGGAGAUCUGACAUUGCACAGAGACAAAUGGACAAUCCGGUGGAGGAUGAUAUGAGAGCAUCUGUAGAGAAUGCUAUUACAAUCAUUGAUGAUUGGCUACACAAUUCAACAACUCAACAAUUAACGAUAGAAACUCCAACGAUCAAAGAGAAACGUUUGCUUUUUCAAGAAUUUCGUGCAAGAUUUAUUGGUUAUGCAUCAGCAGACAGUAAACCUAAGAGUAUCUUGUUUGUACGGUUUACAAAAGAACAGAGAGAGAAAAAAUCACAAAAAGAUGCUGAAGAAGCUGUGGUUUCCAACAUAAAUUUUCGAACCAUAAUAGAGUUGUUGGUUAAAUCUAAAAAGCCAAUAGUUGGACAUAAUUGUUUAUUAGACCUUUGUCAACUAGUGCAUCAAUUUUGGAAAGAAUUGCCUGAAAAAUUAAAGGAUUGGAAAAAUACCAAACACAUAGCAGCAAGUAAUCAUAAAUUACAAGAACUUAUUCCAAGAAAUGGGGUUCAAGAUAUCUUGGAAAUUGUUCAAACUGAAAAUUUUGAGAAGAUAGCUCCCAAAGUUGGCAAGUAA
Messenger RNA from Entrophospora sp. SA101, 990 nucleotides. The record is from the annotation of a GenBank genome assembly. Lineage: Eukaryota; Fungi; Glomeromycota; Glomeromycetes; Entrophosporales; Entrophosporaceae.